Penaeus chinensis is the source of this 2343-nucleotide messenger RNA. Its product is annotated as protein trapped in endoderm-1-like. Gene Ontology annotation, molecular function: G protein-coupled receptor activity. Lineage: Eukaryota; Metazoa; Arthropoda; Malacostraca; Decapoda; Penaeidae. Bases 229 to 1461 code for a protein of 410 amino acids. Gene Ontology annotation, biological process: G protein-coupled receptor signaling pathway. Gene Ontology annotation, cellular component: membrane. The transcript has 9 exons. The record is from RefSeq and is a predicted model, not a curated record.
UGACAGCGGCACUCAGCCUUAUCCUCUGCCCCCCCCCCCCCCUAACACGUCCUUACACCCCUGGCUCCCUCAGCAUAAGCCCUUCCCCUCAGUCCUGCCUCCCAGCCCUUUGCUUGACUAGGACUGGGGUGACAUGUCAAGCAGUGUGUGCCUGUGCGGCGAAGUGAGACAACGGGCGUGUUUUUGAGGCCUCUGCUUGCGGCGCGUCGGGGUAUAUAACAACGAGGAAUGAGCGACAAGACAAGCCUCCUUGUGACCUCCAUUUCGACCACCUUCGCGAUGACUGACGUCCAGGACCCCCCCUCGGCGCCGAACUGGGCUCUCCUGCUAACCGCCGUGGUCGCGGUCAUCAUCUCCAUCCUGGGCUUCUUCGGGAACCUCCUGACGAUCCUCGCGCUGCCGUACUCCCUUCGCCUCCGCAACGCCGCUACCUGGUUCGUCGUGAAUCUCGCCGUGGCGGAGGGCAUGUUUUGCGUCACCAUCCUGCCCAUGUCCGCUGCUCACCUGUUCUACCUGUACGUCACCGGGGAGGGCAUGUUUACGUCGAAAGGCUGCAGCGCCUUCGUUUUUCUGCGCUACGUCAACAUCCAGGCGGAACUGCUGUCUAUAGCGGCCAUCGCGGUUAACAGAUGUGUGUUGAUUGCGGUUCCCAAGAAGUACCCGAAAGUCUACACGGGAGCCAAGACUAUCAUCAUCAUAGCGGCAAUCUGGGCUUUCUCCAUUUUCCUCAUGCUAAUUCCCCUCCUCAGGAUCUACGGCCACCUGGGCUACAACAGGGACACGUACGAGUGUGACUUCAUGGAGGACACGCCCGCGAAGCAAGGUCCGAGGAAACUCUUCUUGGGCAUAGGAUUCUUGCUUCCUUGCAUCGUUAUCAUUGCUUCGUAUUCGUAUAUUUUCUAUAAGGCGCGGCAAAGUUCAGCCAAGGUUCAAGCGCGGAGGAAUAACAGCCUUAACAACAGUGUCAAUGGUGACGUCAGAAACAGCCGCCCGGCAGAAGGACUGAGGUCACGUGACAUCCGCAUCGCUCGUACGAUUGGCGUGAUUUUCUUGGUCUUUCUCGUCUGCUGUAUGCCCGUCUCCAUCGUGCAUUAUCUCUACAAGAAGCUUCAGACACCAACACUCCUGCUCCUUCUGCACCCUUUGUAUUGGGCGCAAUAUUGCAUCAACAUCUUCAUCUACGUGUUUAUGAAUCGCCAGUACAGAGACGCCUACGUUAAUUAUAUCUCCAGGUGGUGGCCGGACUUCAGGGAGCUCUCCCGCCGCAACUUCAAGUGGAAGGAGGAGCCGACGAGCGACAGCGGCCGGAGAGUCUCUCGCGCCAACACCCCCAGCAGCGUCGUCAAAUUCGCCACCCGCAAGAACUCCGCGAAGUCCUUCAGGAGCCCCAUCGACCCGCCAGGGACGCCGAGAGCGGGCGAGAAAGCGGGGACGCCGAUGCUCUCCGAUACACGCAUCUAAAAGGGCACGUCUUGUGGAGGGACGCGGAGAGGAGACAGGAGAAGGGAAUGCGAAGGUUGUAUGGUGGGGGGAAGGGGAAGGAUCAUUAGGGACAGGAGGAUAAAUGAAGGAAUUAAAAAAAACAAUGCAGAGAUGUGUAUAUUCAGAAAGAUUAUGAUGAUAUUCGCUUGCUGCUAAGAGAAUCCUGGCGUUUCAGAACAAAACCCUAUUUUUGUAAAAUCUCUGUAAACAGGAUAUUUCUCCCUCAGUAAGCACACGAAACGCUGAACCAAGUAUAUAAAGGUGAACGAAAAUAACUUGUAAAAAUGAUGUACAGGAGUAGGAAUAGCCGGAAAUGUUGUAUUUUUUCCAUUAUAUAUUUACUCUUGAUUUUCUGAAUCGAGAAAAAAAUGUGUUUUUGUACAUAUUUUUGUAUAUAUUAAUAGCGUUUUUUUCAGAAAGUGCUAAUCAUAUUAAGCCGUGAAUAUUUUAUGUAAUUGAUGUUCAUAUUUCUUCUUCAACUUGUAACUCUUUCCAUUCCUCUUCCUCUUUUCCUUUAUCCUUCUCUUCCUUCUUCUCCUACCCCUCCUCCUUUUUCACCUGUCAAAUCAAGGACACCCCCUCAGAGUUGAUUUUAGAAUGUGAAUCCACGUCAAUUCACACUCAAAGAGAAUACUCACUGAAGGGGUGUUCUUAAUAUUUUUUUUUCCUUAUCCUAACUGCGUUAAUUGUAAGUAUGGGAUCUACAGUGUUAAUAUAUAAUGGAUGCUCUUUAUAUUGUAGAUUUUUUUAAUACAAGAAUGGUAGAACAGAUGUAUUUAUAUUUUCUGAUUCUAUUUGUACAAAGUUGAUCUCUUUUAUGCACAUACUCCUGAUAUCUGCUGAAUAAAAUGUGUAAAUGCA